UCGAUUAUUACGACGAGUGAAGCGUUUAGAAAUCUAGCUUGAUCAUUCAAUCGUAUUCGCUACGAUCUACACCAUCAAGUACUUGCUAAACGAUUCUUUAAAGUGUUUUGUUUUAAGACAGCGUACAUAUAUAGUCAUGCAGAGUAUAUAAUAUAUAUAGUUCAAGCUAUAUAUUGGAAAACUUGAUGCUGACUCCAUCGGACCAUGAUGACUAUGCUGACAGAGAAGCUUGGCAGGAUCCUUAAAUAUUUCCAUUAUCAAGUAUUUUAUUUCAUCUUUUACGGCGGCUAUCUGCCGUUUUUGUUUUAUUUUCCAGUAUAUCUAAAGCAUAUUGGCUUAAAUACAAGUCAGGUUGGUUUAGUCAGUGGUAUUCGUCCAGUAUUUCAGUCCAUUGCCACACCGCUCCUAGUACUUAUUGGUGACAGAUUACACUCACGAAAACUCUUGUUUAUUGUAUCAUCCUUUGUUACUAUCACCAAACUUAUUUGCUUGUAUUUGCUGCUAAGACCAUCACACCAACAGUGUGUUGUUAAAACCGUGUUAUACACGAACAGCUCUCGUACAGUCACACAACAUUCAUUUCUUAUCGAGCACAAACUGAGCAAGCGAGACGUCAUGGAUCGAUGGUCCGCACAAGGAAAAAAUCAACAAGACAGAGUUUUGGAAGCGAGUAAAAGCGAGAAACGAUUGUACCACGUAAGAAAAAUUUCGUCCGCCUUUAAACGAGAAGAAAAUCAUGAAAUGAGCGUUAAAACUGACGAUAAUGACGAAAAUGCUGGGAAUGACCUCAUAGCAAUAUCGAACGAAACAAAGAACGAAAACCCAGAAAGAUUUGAUGAUAAUAAUAUAACGAAGCAUGGACAACAUUCAGAAACUGAGCAUUACAUCAUCAACAAUGAAAUUGAAACUCGAAAUCUUUUUUACAGUUUGUUGGCAGUUGUGUUGAUAACUGAUAUGUUUGAUGCUGCAAUGUUUACCCUUGUCGAUCAUUCAUGCAUUCAACACCAAAGGGAAAGCUAUGGUUAUACUCGACUAUGGGGAACUUUAGGCUGGGGUCUCAUGACUCCUGUCAUAGCCGUGGUCUUACACAGUGUUCCACACGAGUUUUGCGGAAAUAUAGUGGACACAUAUCACUAUAUAUUCAUUUUUGCGAUCGUAUUUGCCAACAUCUCUCUUAUAGUAGGCUCGCAUCUUGGAUUAGAUGCUGAGUUUAAAGAAGUAAAGGUCAGAAAAGUACAUGGAACAAAGUCCAAUUUUCAUUACGGCAUGUUUCUCAUCGUGUUUGCCUAUGCGGGAUUCUGUAACGGCUUCCUGUUGACGUUCAUUAAUUGGUUUAUAGAAAGUAUUGGAGGAAAUGCAAGUAUCAUGGGUGUAGCCAGAGGUUGCAAAUGUAUCGUCGAUGUAAUUCUUUUCUUUUUGAUGGGAAAAAUUAUAGAAUACUUCGACAUUGUGCUUGUAAUAAGUGUCGGUCUUGUUGGUCAUAUCGCCGUGUUCUUCAUGUAUUCCUGUGUAACCAAUCCCUGGCUUGUGGUUCUGAUCGAAGUUGCUCACGCACUAUUUUAUGGUUUUCUGGUCUCAAAUUGCGCUUACUUACUUGAUCAGGCAACCCCUGCCGGAUCUAAUCUUAGAUUGCAAGCGUUACUUCACGGUAUUUACUGGGCUAUUGGUUCUGGAUCGGGUGCCAUAAUUUCAGGCCUACAUAUAACUUAUAACGGUUUCAGGAAAACGUUCUUGGUAUUCACAUUUAUGACUGCAGCUGUAGCUUUCAUAUAUUUUACUGUUGAACUGCUCAUGUUUGUGAUUGAUAUAAAAACGUUGGAUGAUCAAGAUCAGUCAUCCAUCACAUCAUCGACAGGAUCAGAUGCUGAUGUCAGCAGUGAAGGACAAAGCUCGCAUGAGUGAUUCACUAUGAUUUUUUAUAUACUUUUUUAACGUACAACAACAGCGCGCGUAAUCAUCGAAACCUCACUGACCUUGUCUGUAUUCUGCUUCAAAAUAAGCAUGCACAUGUUGCACUAAAAUAGUAAACAGUAAUUGUCCCGAUUAACACUAGAGACGGAUUAUCUGUCUGGACAAGUGAUCCGUCUGACAGAUCAUUCGUCUGAGUAUAAACGCACCACAAACUAUCUAUGACGAACUAUGUAGAAGAAUAUGUCAGACGAAACAGAAUCGCGCGUUUAGAAAAGAAUUGGGAAAUUAUUUAUGUGGUAAGAAGAAUGAACAAGGGCCUAUUAUGAUGAAUUUUUCGCAGUUCGUAUUUACACAAACAGAGCAGAUGGAUGAUGGUUCAAGUCUUCAAGAAGAAGACGAACUAUCUUUCGCUUGAUCCGUCUCUAGUAUAAAUCGGGUCACUGAUGCUAAGCUCUUUUAAACCUGUUUUUAUUAAAAUGAUCGUUUAUGUAAUUGAGAAACUUCUGUUCGCGUAUCGCAUGUUUUAUGAAUUAUCGGUUACUUUCGUGUAUAUAUAUCUGCAACGAUUUGGAUUGUAAUCAUUGUAUAAUAACAGAGUUUGUGUUUAUCACGUACACAGCUAUACGUCUAUCUAUUUUGGUAGCCAUAUAGUCGAUUAGAAAACUAGACUGUUUGCCCAUGGUCUAAGUAAAAGUUAGGCUUCACGUAUUCGAACCGGCUCGACCACAGUUGCUUGACCUAGUAAAUCAGUUGGAGGAACAUUAGACCACAUUAGACCAGCAAACCAAAGGUCGUGGGUCAGAUUUUCGCCGCGGUCAAGCUAAUUUUUCAGCUUACUCGGUUCAGUCGGUUGGUACCUCAGAGUAGCAACAUCUGAACAUCACAUUAAUUCACCUCACUCAUAAGUCGUAUGCAUGCACUAACUAACAUGAUCAACAAAAUUUACGUAAUUCUUUUGAGCUUCUAU
Dendronephthya gigantea is the source of this 2878-nucleotide messenger RNA. Its product is annotated as major facilitator superfamily domain-containing protein 6-like. Gene Ontology annotation, cellular component: membrane. The record is from RefSeq and is a predicted model, not a curated record. The coding region runs from base 205 to 1902 and encodes 565 amino acids. Lineage: Eukaryota; Metazoa; Cnidaria; Anthozoa; Malacalcyonacea; Nephtheidae. The transcript has 2 exons.